AUGAUGUCUGCAGUUCGAAUACCUGUUGAGUGGGGAUUUGGUAAAAUUGCAUCCAAGUUUGCAUUCAUGGACUUUGAAAAGAACUUGAAGAUGUUCUUGCAACCUGUCGCACAAUACUAUUUGGUGUGUGGAUUGCUCCUAAACGCUAUGACAUGCAUGAGAGGAAAUCAGACUAGUAUGUUUUUCAACCAGUACUUCACAAAUCAGGCUGCUCAACAUGAUCAAAACACUUGUUUUCAUUGUAAUACUUAUGGUUAUGUAAGUGUGUUUAAGCAAAAAACAUUGGUUACCGUGAUUCUUGACCAACUCAUUUUUAUUUGUAGGCAUAGAUAA
Messenger RNA from Synchytrium microbalum, 333 nucleotides. RefSeq lists its product as uncharacterized. Lineage: Eukaryota; Fungi; Chytridiomycota; Chytridiomycetes; Synchytriales; Synchytriaceae. The transcript has a single exon. The record is from RefSeq and is a predicted model, not a curated record. The coding region runs from base 1 to 333 and encodes 110 amino acids.